This is a messenger RNA of Acanthochromis polyacanthus (spiny chromis), 3788 nucleotides long. It is a transcript of the gene esrp2, whose product is annotated as epithelial splicing regulatory protein 2. Gene Ontology annotation, molecular function: mRNA binding. The record is from RefSeq and is a predicted model, not a curated record. Gene Ontology annotation, biological process: regulation of RNA splicing. Gene Ontology annotation, cellular component: ribonucleoprotein complex; nucleoplasm. Lineage: Eukaryota; Metazoa; Chordata; Actinopteri; Pomacentridae. The transcript is spliced from 17 exons. The coding region runs from base 130 to 2283 and encodes 717 amino acids.
AACUCCGGGGCUUGUUAUGGAGUUCGUGUGAAAGACACACGGAUUUCCACCCUUCUUUACCAGUUAAACCAGUAUCUCUGGAUAGAACACACUCAAGUACAGCAACAGUUUUUACCCUUGUGGUCCCUGAUGGCUUCGCACAGUGAUACUCUGGUGGUGUUCUUUGGGGCAACAGCUGGUGCAAAUGGGGGUAAACUGGGUUCGGAUGAGAGGGAAAUAAUUCUCUUGGUGUGGCAAAUUGUGGAUCUACAUGAGAAAAAGGUCGGGAAGCUUCAUAAAUGUCAUGUUAAGCCAGACUCUUUGGAGCUGACAGACCAGUGUAAAGAAGAAACAGGACUGACUUUGGACGAAAUAAUCAAAGCUGAGCCCCUGGACAAAGUUCUGCAACAGUUCCAGCAGUCAGUGUCAUCAGAAGUAAAAUGUCUUGGCAGGAACUCUUACACACUUUGUGUCAACAGUCCUCUCAUCAUUCGACAGGCCCUCCACCCCGAGGCUUCCAAAAAGAAUCUUGUCCUUCCUGAAUGUUUCUUUUCAUUCGUGGAUGUGAGAAAGGAGUUUCACAAAUGCUGCCCAAAUGCCGGCCCUGCACAGAAGCUCACACUCACCUCCAUGCUGGAAUAUGUUGGUCUUCCUGCUGUGUCAGAGCAGAUGAUGGGAGUGAGGGAGGUGAUGGGCAUGGUGCAGCUGACACUCUGCAUCCUGGAUGAGCCCUACAAUCACAAGUUCAGCUGUGUUGAAACUGUGAAGUACAAGUUCGACUCUGGCACAUGCAGUAAGACGGAGCCGGUUGACAGUGAGACAGUGAUCAGAGCACGAGGGCUUCCAUGGCAGUCUUCAGACCAAGACAUCGCUCGCUUCUUUAAAGGCCUUAAUAUUGCCAAGGGUGGUGUUGCGCUGUGUCUGAACGCUCAGGGCAGGAGGAAUGGCGAAGCCUUAGUUCGCUUCAUCAACUCGGAACACAGAGACCUGGCUCUGGAGCGCCACAAACACCACAUGGGUAGUCGCUACAUUGAGGUCUACAAGGCCACAGGAGAGGAAUUCCUCAAGAUUGCAGGAGGUACGUCCAAUGAGGUGGCCCAGUUCCUGUCCAAAGAGAAUCAGGUGAUUAUCCGUAUGCGGGGGCUGCCGUUUACUGCCACACCACAGGAAGUGCUGUCCUUUCUUGGUCCUGAGAGCCCAGUUACAGAUGGUGGCGAGGGUCUGCUAUUUGUCAAGUAUCCUGAUGGACGGCCCACUGGCGACGCCUUUGUGCUCUUUUCUUGUGAAGAAUAUGCUCAGAAUGCUCUGAAGAAGCACAAGCAGAUCCUGGGGAAACGUUACAUUGAGCUGUUUCGGAGCACUGCGGCCGAAGUGCAACAGGUCCUGAACCGCUACAUGUCUACACCUCUGAUCUCCACACUACCACCCUCACCCAUCGUGCCUGUCCCAGUCCUCGCUACACCUCCCUUCCUUCCAGCAGCGAGCAGCACUCGAGACUGUAUUCGCCUCCGUGGUCUGCCCUACACUGCCGGCAUCGAAGAUAUCCUGGAGUUCAUGGCUGAACACACUGUUGACAUCAAACCUCAUGGAGUUCACAUGGUCCUUAACCAGCAGGGGCGGCCCUCUGGUGAUGCCUUCAUCCAAAUGAAGUCACCUGACAAAGCAUUUAUGGUAGCCCAAAAAUGCCAUAAAAAGACAAUGAAGGACCGAUAUGUCGAGGUCUUCCAGUGCUCCACAGAAGAGAUGAGCAUCGUCCUGAUGGGGGGAACCUUGAACCGCAGUGGCCUCUCGCCUCCACCCUGCAAGCUUCCCUGUCUGUCUCCCCCCACAGCCUAUGCUGCCUUCCCCACUCCCCCUGCCAUUCUCUCUGAGGCUGCCCUCUACCAGCCUCCUCUGCUGGCUGCUCCCAGACCUCCUCAGACCACCGCACACAGCCCCGCUCACACUCUGGCCUACUACCCUCCUCAGCCACAUCUCUACAUGAACAUGAACAUGAACUACACUGCUUACUACCCCAGCCCUCCAGUCUCUCCUUCCACUGUUAGCUACUUUGCAGCUCCACCAGGAGCAAUGGCAGCAGCAGUCGCAGCUCAGUCUCACCCCGCUGCAGCCGCCGCCUCUCCUGUACUGUCCCAGCCUGGUGCCCUGGUCAGGAUGCAGGGACUGCCCUACAAUGCUGGAGUCAAAGACAUCCUCAGCUUCUUCCAGGGAUACCAGUACGCCCCUGACGAGUACAGCGGCAUGGUUCAGAUGAGCGAACAGGCCAGGAGUCUGAUUCAGCCCAAAGAAUGGCUCUGUCUUUAGGGACUCACCCCAAGCUCCAACCAGAAGCUGUUCUCAUAUUGUAUAACUUCAGUGGCCAAUGCAGCGGCGAGGCCUUGAUCACCUUCCCCAGCGAGGAGAUCGCCAGGCGGGCUGUAGCCGAGUGCUCCAACCACACUUUCUAUGGCCAGCAGAUCCACCUGGCCUUCUGUAACUGACCACCAGGCCUCCAUCUCCCUCUCCACCACACUCAGUUUAUCAUCCCACAGAAGAACAGUCUCUGUUCUCUCGCAGACACUUUGCUUCAGCUCCGAGCUCCAGUAGAUUCCAGUGCUGGCUUCUCCCUCCUCCAUGAUCUAACCCAAACACACACCUGUCAGUUCUGACGCUCCUGAAGCUGCUGAUGGAGUUGAAACAUCCACAGAUGAAGCAGCUACAGUCUGUAAAGGUUCAUGUUGGGGGAAUGACUUUGUGGAUGUCGCGUCAAGCGUUUUUCUGCAUUUGCUCAUAUUCUAAUAGCAGGUUGUGGAGAGAUGGUGUGGAGUCUGGACAGAUCAUAUCAGUGGCUCUGCGAAGCCAAACAUGCAGGUAUAUUUAAUACUCUAUAUGUGUGUGCCCCAUUAAACUGUACAGAUGUUCAUCCUGAAAUGCUUGAGGCUGUACAAACCACUUCUACACACAAUCUUCUCUGUAUAUUUCUAAAUUUUCACUGUUAACCACUAAAGGAUUUAGAGUUUUUUGUGUUUAGGAACCUUUUGUGUUAGUUCUAUGCAAACACAGCUGUGUGUAUGUGCAGGCUCCAUGUUUAUUAUUUGACGGCCUCCAGCAGUGCCGUGGUGUCGUUGAAAAAAGAAAAAAAAGCCAUAAAAGUGACUUAGACUACUGACAACAGUACAACUGUACUCUUAAACUGAAUGAAUUAAUUUAAAUUGCUUUGAGCUUCAGGGACUACUAGCUUAUUCUGCAUUACAACACAGCUGUACCAACUAAUAGCUAACUUUAUUUUUAUUAGCUUUUUUCUGUAAAAAGCGUUUGUAUGAUAACAAUCCAUUUGCUUUUUCCUAGCACUACGUUUUUUUUGCUCUAAACAAAGAGUUAAGGAAUUGAGCAUCUUUAGCAGAGUAGCAAGACAAAUUGAUUCUAUUUUUAUCAAUGCCAUUUCUUUACAAAAGCUGAAAUUUAGUUGUUAAAUGUGUAAGGACAGAGGCGUAUCCUGAAGUCUAAUAUAAUGAUGGACCUAAGCUGCUGUAUCUGUUCCCUUCUUGUUUCCAGACUGUAACAAUCAGUCCGAGCCAUGCUUUCAUCCCUGUUAUCAACCAGAGUAUUGUGUAAAGCUGCAUGAGUUUUCCUGUGACAGGCCUGCUGAUAGAUGCCUUAGUUUUUCACCUUUACUGUGCCUACAUUACCCAGAGUGCAAUACUGGCCCAUAUGCAGCCAAAUCACCCUCUGGUGGCAGAAGAGCUAUUUGUUUCUUUGGAUGCAAGUUUGAGACUUGUAUGAAUUUAGACUUGUGUAUAAACUGUAAACAAUAAAAGUGUUGACAAUGA